Messenger RNA from Durusdinium trenchii, 1632 nucleotides. Lineage: Eukaryota; Dinophyceae; Suessiales; Symbiodiniaceae. The record is from the annotation of a GenBank genome assembly.
AUGGCAGCAGCAAGGCAGAGCUAUGAGGAGAAGGAUGUGGCCUCGGUCUUGAGGACCACAUACCCUGAUCAUCUGUAUCAGGAGGAGACGGUAUUCAUGGCGGACUUCGAGGACGAUGAUAAUGAACCGAUUGAAGAACAAGAUGCCAUAAACUGCCUCCUGUCCUGGAAGCAGACGAGGGUCGGCAUCGCGAAGGAGAAGCUCAAUCGUGGUUUCGCAGCGAGCGGAUGUCCGGUGCCACUUCAAGAUCUGUUAGACGUCCGAGUUACGAGAACUAUCCAAGAAGAUGGGACGACCACUACCAUCCGGACGACCAACUGGCAACAGAGAGGACAGGCUCAUGCUGGACAAGACUAUCAGUGGACCGGCCAGUCGAUCUUUUUCCUGCGUGACCAUGAGGAGAUGGAUCCAUCAUUUUCAAGACAGAGCCGAUCCAUGCAGACCGAGCUGGACCAAGAGAACGACGACGUCCUUGUGGGUGAGGAGACAGAGUCAGAAAGUGAAGAACCAGCUGAAACUUUGGCGGUAUUGGUCCAUGGUACCGGUUUUGGUGUCCUGGAUACGGGAUGCGGCCGCGGCCUGGUUGGAGAGGAAACCCUCCAACGCCAUGAGACUGAGCUUCGACGGCAUGGUUUGGAGAUAACUGAGCUUGAAGACGUUCCUCACACGUUCAGGUAUGGCAAUGGCUCAGCGGACAAGUCCAUCAAGAGGGUCCAAUUGCCCGUGUUCAUCAAGGGCCGAAGGAUGAGCAUGCGUGUCCAUGUCGUCCCUGGUGGUGUGCCACUGUUGAUUUCCAAGGGAUUCCUCAAGGCAUUGGGACCCCAGAUUGACCUCCAGAACAACACGAUCGUCUUCAAGCAGGCUCACGUGACAACGGAGCUGCAUGAGAAGAAGGACGGGUCGUACCAACUCAACCUGAUCGACCUGUGUGCACCUCCGUCUUCUUCGUCGCACGAAGUUGAUGUGCUCGAGGCUAUGGAAGAGGGCGGAAGCGAUGGAGAGAAAGACGUCUUCACGGGUGACUUCACCAUCAACCCGGAAUAUAACACCGGUGAGGUUGACCAGAUUGAGAAUGACCAGGAGGCUGAGUCCCUGGAGGAGACGCCCAGCGAUGGAGUUGACCGAAAUGGCUGCUCUUCGAACGAGACUGAGGACAAUGACGGUGAGAACGCCAACACGCUGGACGAUGCGGGCUCGAAUGAAACUUCUGACGGCAUCAUGGAGAGCGAGAGCGACUGGAAAGAAGACGAUGCAGUUUCUCUCAUGGUGUUCAAGUCAGAAGAAAGGAAAAAGGUGCAAAACAACCUCGUGGAAGUGCUCAGGACAAAGGAGGACGAGGCCCCGACGGUGAUUGAAGUAUUCUGCCCAGGGCGCUUUGCGGAGAUGACAGAGUCAUGUGGAUUACGAUCCCAAGGAUCAUUCGACCUGAGUGACGGCUGGGACUGGACCAUCAAGGAACAUCGUGACCGAGUGGAGAUGACCAUCGACAUGGGCGACCCCGACUUGGUGAUCAUGUCACCUCAUGCCUGCACUCCGAUGGAGAAGCCGAAGGACCCGGAGCAGUUCCGUCGGGAGAUCAUCGAGGCAAAAGCCAUGGUGGCAUGGUGCUGCAAGCUGGCUCGGAAACAAUGA